Messenger RNA from Penaeus monodon (black tiger shrimp), 2909 nucleotides. Its product is annotated as mucin-5AC-like. The transcript has 2 exons. Bases 1 to 2658 code for a protein of 885 amino acids. The record is from RefSeq and is a predicted model, not a curated record. Lineage: Eukaryota; Metazoa; Arthropoda; Malacostraca; Decapoda; Penaeidae.
AUGUGUCGUUGUUUAUUCCCGGUGGCCAAGUUACUAUACCUGUGUGCUGUUAGUGCUGUGUUGUGCCAAGCUCAGUUAUGGGCGUCUGCGCCCCGUGUGCCUGGAUACCCUUAUCAACGGGUUCCUGCAGUGCCCACUGCGUCACCUUCUGCCCCUGCGGCGCCCGUGUGGCCAUCUACAUGGAAUAUUUCUCCUGCACGCCCUCCAUACCCACCUUACGGAGCCACAGGAGGAAUGCCGAGGGCACCUCUGCACGGUGACCUGGCGUGGACGAGUGCAGCGCCGAGGGCACCUCCUAAAACCUCGGCAGGAGGAGCACCGUGGAGACCAGGCUAUAACCUACUUAAGACGCCCUCGCAUGGCGAUCCUGUAGCUCCUCUUCGAGGCGCCCCUCCCCCCGCGCAAGGCUGGGCUGGCCUCGGAUACCACCCCUGGAGACGCCCUUCCCCGGAGGCAGAAAAGAGGCUCGAUUCUGCAUACUUUUUCUACGCUGUCUACCACAACGCCACUCAUCACAAGAACAUCCGUGGAAUCAACAAGGCAAACCCCAACUGCAUAUUUAACAAUUAUUCCAUCUACUGGUACUACAUCUGCCAUACCAACAACCACGCCAUCUGCCAUACCAACAACCACACCAUCUGCCAUACCAACAACCACACCAUCUGCCAUACCAACAACCACGCCAUCUGCCAUACCAACAACCACGCCAUCUGCCAUACCAACAACCACGCCAUCUGCCAUACCAACAACCACGCCAUCUGCCAUACCAACACGCCAUCUGCCAUACCAACAACCACGCCAUCUGCCAUACCAACAACCACAUCAUCUGCCAUACCAACAACCACGCCAUCUGCCAUACCAACAACCACUAAUAGACCUUUAAAAACCUCACCUGCCGCAAACACGCCUCCAGCAACUUCAGCAUCUACCUCUACUACAUUUUCUACAACUACAUCGACUUCUAGUGCACCUUCGUCUACCACAUCUACCUCCACUGAACUUUCAUCUACAUCUGCCUCUACUAUACCUUCGUCUACUACAUCUACCUCUACAGCUCCUUCAACAACUAUGUCAUCUACCUUUACUGCAUCUUCAUCUACUACAUCUAUCUCCAUUACACCAUCUACUAUAUCUACCUCUACUGCACCAUCAACAACCUUGCCAUCUACCUCUACUGAACCUUCAUCUACUACAUCUACCUCUACUGAGCCUUCAUCUACCUCUACUGAACCUUCCCCUACUACAUCUACCUCUACUGAACCUUCCCCUACUACAUCAACCUCUACUGAGCCUUCAUCUACCUCUACUGAACCUUCCCCUACUACAUCUACCUCUACUGAACCUUCCUCUACAUCUACUUCUACCGAACCAUUAUCUACAUCUACUGAACCUUCAUUUACUACAUCUACUCCACCCUCAACAAUUAUGUCAUCUACUAUAUCUACUUCUACUCCACCCUCAACAACUACGUUGUCUAUCUCUACUGCACCUUCAUCUACUACAUCUACCUCAACUGCGCGUUCAACAUCUACCUCUACUACACCAGCCCCAACUACCCCUCCAACAACCACACCUACACCUUCUACACCCCCAUCGUCCACAACAACUACUGCAUCUACAACUGCCUCUCCUGCCGCCGCCCCUCCCGCCGACAGCACUGCAGGACUCGUACGGAGCGCCUCUCUGCUGCAUGUCCUGAGCAUCCUGUCUCGAGCACCGCUGCCCUCGCGUCGGGAAUCAGGAAGCAGGAACUUGCCUCCGCCUGUCGUCCCUUCGUCGUCGUCCUCUGGCAGCGACGGGGGAGCCUUGGGAGUGGAGGAGUCGCUAGUCAUGCAGUCGCUCUCAGCUCUCGUGGCUGCGCCGAUUGCUUUUAGGGUCACGACUCCGCGCACGCAGGGCCCCUUAGUCCCGGCUACGUCGCCCACCACCAUCGCCCGACCUGCCCCUGCUACGACGUCUCCCCACAGUACUCCUGCUGCAACUGCCUCGUCCGGCUCUGGUGCCACUACGACGCCUGCCACCACCACUGCCACUGUCAACAGCCCGGCGAGGUCUUCAGCACCCACGUUCUCAACAUCUUCCACAAUCUCUACUACAACCCCAGCAACGCCCACAACUUCUGCCACAGUUACAGUUCCUGACACUACCCCAAAACCGAAUACGACUUCAGUCUCAACUGCAAUGCCUACCACCACUUCAGACUCGACCUCCCCCUUGACGCCAUCGACAUUCUCCAUAGCUAUAACACCUGCCCCAACUUCAACUUCAAGUGAGACGCCCGACUCGUCCACAAUCCAUGGUACCUCUCCUGCUUCCAGUUCAACUUCGUCUCCAACCCCAGCCACGCACCCAGCCUCGCCCGCAACCUCUGCCGCCGCCCAAUCUACAUUCGCCACGCCAACAGCCACCUCCGGCAUUGGGUUGUCCCCAGCAGCGCCUCCCACCGACCCCAGCACCGAAGCCUCAAGAGGAACCGUGAAAAUCCCUCGUUUCAUAUGGGUAGUAAUUUACACAGUGGUUAUCGCGAUGACGCUUAUAGUCAUACUGACGGUGGCGUCGCUCGUCGAACAUUACGUGAAGGAUCUGAAGAAUAACACACACGAACGAAAGUGUUCUUGCGAAGAGUGUCCGGGCGGCGAGGAAUGUACACGGCUCUGACGUUAAAAUAGUGAAGGAAAAUGUUGAAGAUUGUCUUUUAUGUGUGUUACAAUUACCUGUUGCCAUAACUGAACUUUGUAGGGGAGCGCGUUUCCCCAUUGCCUCCCCGUGUGAUUCCUUAUGCGAUCGGCCCUGACAUUAUUCCUGGAGACAUAUGAGGACGCGUAUUGGCCUCAGAAAUGUUUUACGGUGAACGAAUUGUAUAUUACAAAAUAAUUAUUGUUUCCUCAUCAAAUAAAGAGUGAAAAAUA